UGAAUGCUGAUUUAGCCCCGCAGUAGUUGCCCAUCCUUCCGCUUAACCCUCCUCCACAAGAAACACACUCAAUUCAUAUCACAUUCAUUUUUAAACAAGUGGAUAAUACCCUCUUCAAACCCACUCUCCAUUUUCAACCAUUUUCCUUCUUAAACCUAACCCUAUUUUCUCUCCUAACAAAACUAUAACACCACCAAACUCUCAACCUAAUCAAAUAAAACCCUUCAAAACAAACUUCAUAUUUCUCUCUUUCAUCUCUCUCAAAAAUAUAUUUCAAUCUUCUUCAUGGACUAUUGCAUAAGAGAAUUAGAAGGAAAACAAGCUCAUGAUCCUCUAUUCAUGAAAAAAAUGAACAACCAUAAAUCGCCAUCGUCCCCGUCCUCGACCGAUCCUCAUCGUCGCGUGUUUGUUAACGGACCUGUGAUUGUAGGAGCAGGACCAUCAGGUUUAGCAGCAGCGGCAUGUCUCAAACAAAAAAACAUUCCAUCCAUAAUUCUCGAAAGAUCCAACUGCAUAGCUUCAUUAUGGCAACUCAAAACCUACGAUCGGUUACGUCUCCACCUGCCAAAACAAUUCUGCGAACUACCCUUCAUGGAAUUUCCAUCGAAUUUCCCAACAUACCCUUCAAAGCAACAGUUCAUUAAGUACCUGGAGAAUUACGCGGAAACGUUCCAUAUUCGUCCGAAAUUCAAUGAGACAGUGAAAAAUGCCGAAUUCGAUAGUAAAAUCGGUUGCUGGAAGUUGAAGUGUCAAAGUAGUUUUAAAGGCGAUGUUACGACGGAGUAUGUUUGUCGGUGGUUGAUCGUCGCGACCGGAGAGAAUGCCGAGGCUGUUGUGCCUGAUAUUGAAGGUGCAGAUGAAUUUGAAGGAGUUAUAAGACAUACAAGUUUGUAUAAAAGUGGUGAAGAGUUUAGAGGGAAGAGAGUUUUGGUUGUUGGGUGUGGAAAUUCUGGUAUGGAAGUUUGUUUGGAUCUUUGUAACCAUGAUGCUACUCCUUCUCUGGUCGUUAGAGAUUCAGUACACGUUCUACCACGAGAGAUGCUAGGAAAAUCAACUUUUGGGUUGUCCAUGUGGUUACUAAAGUGGUUUCCAUUGAGACUUGUCGAUCGUUUCUUGCUGUUAGUGUCAUGGCUUUUGCUUGGUGACACUUCUCAACUUGGUUUGGAUCGUCCUACUUUGGGUCCCCUUCAACUCAAAAACCUCACGGGAAAAACUCCUGUCCUAGAUGUGGGUACCCUUGCCAAGAUUAAAGCUGGACACAUUAAGGUAAGGCCAAGCAUAAAGAAGUUAAAACGUCAUACAGUGGAAUUUGUAGAUGGAAGAUCAGAGAAUUUUGAUGGCAUCAUAUUGGCAACUGGUUACAAAAGCAAUGUACCCUAUUGGCUCAAGGAAGAGGAUAUGUUUUCUAUGAAAGAUGGAUUCCCUAUGAAGCCAUUUCCCAAUGGAUGGAAAGGUAAAAAUGGACUCUAUGCAAUAGGUUUUACAAAAAGAGGACUAUUAGGUGCAUCAAUGGAUGCAAAAAGAAUAGCUAAUGACAUUGAACAAUGUUUAAAAGCUGAGGCAAAACAUGGAUCAUAAAAACAUUAUAUAUAGAGCAAUUUUUAAUUGCUCUCUCAAUUUUGAGAUACAAAAGUUUGGUAAUUUUGGCCAAGUGAGAGACAAAAAAGAGAAGGGAUUGAUCAUAAUAAUCAUUGGUGUUUUGUCUUUGAGUGAUUCAAAGACAUUCAUUCGUUCAUUCAUUCAUUUAUUCGUCGAGGAAUAUCUUGAAUUGAAAGAUGGUUCGGUACAUAAAUGAAUGAAAAGUGAGAUAUUUUUGGAGAUGAUACAAACUUUGCUAUAAAACAUGUGCGUGUACAAUGGCAUUGUACCGAAUUGGUUCGAAAAUUUCAAAUUCAUGCAUGGAAGAGAAGUCGGCAAAAAGCAAGAGUACAAUUCGUAGUUCGGGAUUGAUCAAAAGAUAUUGAAGAAAUGAACAAAGUUGGUGAUUUUUUUUUCUUAGUGAAGGGCCUUACCGAAUUUGUAUUUCUUGCAAAAGGAUCGCACAUUCAAGCAUUUGCUCUAAAAAAAAAAAUAGAUGUCAUUUUUAUUUUAUAAUCAUAUGAUCUUAAUAGAAUCAUCUCUGAUAUAUGAUAAUCCUAGAGAUUAGUCGGUUAAUAAAGACUUUAGUUUUGAGAGUGUGUUUAUCUCAAAGUAUUAAGUUUCAAAUUGUAUUAAAUACUAACAAUUUAUGUAUUGGGACAGUUCAUAUAGAAUUUUGGUUUAAAUGAGGUUUUUGGAUGAC
Molecule: messenger RNA, 2281 nt
Organism: Lathyrus oleraceus (garden pea)
Lineage: Eukaryota; Viridiplantae; Streptophyta; Magnoliopsida; Fabales; Fabaceae
Product: indole-3-pyruvate monooxygenase YUCCA6
Exons: 4
Coding region: 286-1578 (430 amino acids)
Biological process (GO): auxin biosynthetic process
Molecular function (GO): NADP binding; flavin adenine dinucleotide binding; N,N-dimethylaniline monooxygenase activity
Source: RefSeq, a predicted model, not a curated record